Molecule: messenger RNA, 1275 nt
Organism: Kalmanozyma brasiliensis GHG001
Lineage: Eukaryota; Fungi; Basidiomycota; Ustilaginomycetes; Ustilaginales
Product: ATPase, AAA-type, core
Exons: 1
Coding region: 1-1275 (424 amino acids)
Biological process (GO): proteasome-mediated ubiquitin-dependent protein catabolic process
Cellular component (GO): proteasome regulatory particle, base subcomplex
Molecular function (GO): proteasome-activating activity; ATP binding; ATP hydrolysis activity
Source: RefSeq, a predicted model, not a curated record
AUGUCUGCAGCAGUCACAACACACGCGGCCGAGUCGGCAACCGGCCACGCAUCAGGCGCUUCGCUCGCCAACAUUGGAGGCGCCGCAGCUUCCGCAAAUGCUCUCGGCAUCCAGUCCUUCUACCAGUCCAAGAUUCGAUCGUACGAGAUCCUCAUCAACCAAAAGACUCAGAACCUGCGUCGUCUCGAAGCGCAAAGAAAUGCUCUCAAUGCCCGUGUCCGACUUCUUCGCGAGGAGCUCCAGCUUCUUCAGGAGCCAGGCUCGUACGUCGGCGAGGUUGUCAAGGUGAUGGGCAAGAAGAAGGUGCUCGUCAAGGUACAGCCUGAGGGCAAGUAUGUGGUCGACAUCGCCUCCGACAUCGACAUCUCCACCCUCACACCGACACUGCGCGUUGCCCUCCGCUCCGAUUCCUACACCCUUCACAAAGUGCUCCCCAACAAGAUCGACCCUCUUGUCUCGCUUAUGAUGGUCGAGAAGGUUCCAGAUUCCACCUACGAGAUGGUCGGUGGUCUUGACCGUCAGAUUAAGGAGAUCAAAGAGGUUAUUGAGCUGCCCGUCAAGCACCCAGAGCUCUUCGAAUCGCUUGGUAUCGCGCAGCCCAAGGGUGUUCUGCUCUACGGUCCUCCUGGUACCGGCAAGACGCUGCUUGCGCGAGCGGUAGCCCACCACACCGACUGUCGCUUCAUUCGUGUCUCUGGUUCCGAACUCGUGCAAAAGUACAUCGGCGAAGGCUCGCGUAUGGUCCGAGAGCUCUUCGUCAUGGCGCGAGAGCACGCGCCUUCCAUCAUCUUCAUGGACGAGAUCGACAGCAUUGGUUCGUCCCGUGGCGAGAGUGGUUCCGGCGGUGGUGACUCGGAGGUGCAGCGUACCAUGCUCGAGCUUCUCAACCAGCUCGACGGUUUCGAGGGCACCAAGAACAUCAAGGUCAUCAUGGCCACCAACCGUAUUGACAUCCUCGACUCGGCUCUCCUGCGUCCUGGUCGUAUCGACCGCAAGAUCGAAUUCCCUCCUCCGGGCCCCGAGGCUCGUGUCUCGAUCCUCCGCAUCCACAGCCGAAAGAUGUCGUUGCAACGAGGCAUCAACCUCCGUGCGCUGGCCGAAAAGAUGGGCCAAUGUUCGGGUGCCGAGGUGCGAGGUAUCUGCACCGAAGCCGGCAUGUACGCGUUGAGAGAGCGUCGUCAACACGUCUCGCACGAAGACUUCGAGCUCGCCAUUGCAAAGGUCCUCCGCGCCCAGGCCUCGUCCGAGACCUCGGUCAACAAGCUCUUCACCUGA